Molecule: messenger RNA, 358 nt
Organism: Medioppia subpectinata
Lineage: Eukaryota; Metazoa; Arthropoda; Arachnida; Sarcoptiformes; Oppiidae
Source: the annotation of a GenBank genome assembly
UUUCAACCAAAUGUCCGCUCAUUUGUGUUGAUCUCAACAUUGCUUUCGUUUAGAGUUUUGUUUUAGUUUUUCGUUUCAUUUAUUAAUUCAUUAAUUCAUCCAAACAUUCAAAACACGAUUUAAUCGCAAAAAUAUGUCAAAUCAUGAAUUUGAGGAUCAAAUGACCACUUCUUCGACUUCGUCUUUAGGUUACACAUCCCUGUCUUCGGCCGAGGGGUCGACACUGAAUGAGAGUGUGUCCGAAGCGGCCAUAUAUUCAAUAUGUGGUGUCUGUGCCAUGAGUUUCCAUCACCUGUUCCCACACCCUUGGGAUCGAGCUUUUUGUGAGACAACGAUGACUGAAAUGAUCAGACAUUUG